This is a messenger RNA of Pomacea canaliculata, 4345 nucleotides long. RefSeq lists its product as uncharacterized. The record is from RefSeq and is a predicted model, not a curated record. The coding region runs from base 2402 to 3430 and encodes 342 amino acids. Gene Ontology annotation, cellular component: membrane. The transcript is spliced from 8 exons. Lineage: Eukaryota; Metazoa; Mollusca; Gastropoda; Architaenioglossa; Ampullariidae.
CAACCCGCCUCCUGCUUCCGUCACGUGGUCAGGGAAAGUGAGGAGCACUACUGGGGAGCUACACAUCAUAGCAGCACAGCAGACGACACACCAAGAUAUUUACACCUGUACCGUGGUCACUGAGACAGAUGGUGAUGAUAAGCGUCUACCACUGAUGUCAUCUUCUCAAAUUACACUUAUUGUUAAAGGUAUUGUCCCACACAAACACACACACACACACAUUGUCCGUCGUCUAGCAAUGUCACGCGAACAACGGUCCUCUUUCACUACAAGCCUUAUAACCAGAAACAUUUCGAGCCUCACCGCCGUAUUUGCCCGUUUUGUAUCGAAGGCUGACUUUCACUUUAUUAAGAGAGAGCUGAGGUGAGUACAGUUGUUUGUAAUCACUUUGUUCACUAUUGUCAGCCUGUCGGCUUCUCUUUAAAGUCACCUUAAGGUCACGUGGGAUGUUGAAUUGAGAUUAUUGAUUCUAUAUACAAGUAGACUGAUUUUAAUAGCAUUGUGCAAUACAAUAGAAUACAAUACAAUACAAUACAAUACAAUACAAUACAACACAAUACAAUACAAUACAACACAAUACAAUACAAUACAGUUUAAUACAAUACAAUACAAUACAAUCCAAUCCAAUACAAUACAAUACAAUACAAUACAAUACAACUUUAUUCAUAACCAGGAGCCAUUGUCUUUAGAGCUGUUAAGAUUCAAGAGUACGAUCCUUGUUAACCUACAGUAGUGGAGCAAGUUAAGCAUCUUUUUCCUUACAAAUUCUGUGAAAUUUAUUACAGGUUACCCCGUUUAUGGUCUUCCAGAAAUGGAAUGUUUUUAAUAUCAGUUUGUUGUAUCUGUAGAUUACAUGGCAACAACUGGAUGCUUAUUUUUACAGCACACCAAAUAAGCGACACGGAGAUUGAGUGAACGGCACGUAAAAGAUGUUUUCAGUGGGAAGUGAACAUCAGCAACAUCUGUUCACACUUGAAUAACAAUGUCAACUGUGUAAACAAGUAUUUGUGCAACCUGCGUGUCACAUUUAAGUGGCCAGAUGCUUUCUUUUUUGCUUUUAACUAUAGAGAUAGAGGUAGUCUUUUGUUCACGGGGGAGGCUCCUUAUUCUCCUAGCCUCAAGCCUGUGAACUGAAUUCCACUUUCUCCUCUCCAAUCCCGUCCAGCUAACAUGAAUAGUUCUUAGCAUAGCGAUCAUAGCGAUUUUAGUGUUCGUCUAGAUUUUUUUAUAUAUAAAAUAUAAUCCAUUUUAUGUUUCAUGACAAAGUGUGAUCUUUUUCAUCGAUUCAAAACGUUGAAACGAGUGUUUUAAUAUAUGAGUGUGAGGAUGUCUGCUCUUGCGUGUGUAAUCUUUUGAGAAAAAGAAAAAAAGAAAGAAGUCUUUUAAAACAAAGAAACGAGUGAAGUGCAUAAAUAUCUGUAUGGGUCGAUUCAGAAAUGCAUUAACUUGCUUAGCCUUUAUUCAAGGUUGACACGUCUGUCUACAUUUUCCUCGAGAAAUGUUUUUAUUUCUACUGCAAAUUUUGAGUAUCUUUUUUCAGUUCUUGUUCUUUCGCCAUAAUGGUGUUGAUAUUAAAAUGACUUUUAUUCCCGCCAAUACAUUUUAUCAGUAAACAAAGGUAUAUGAUUAUUUUAGAAAUAAUCAAACAAUAGGUCGCAAGCCUUGAUGUUUGAAUCAUUCACGUACGGAGAAGGCUCGGGCCUCAUCGUCCUUGACGACCUGAGAUGCACAGGUGAGGAGUCCAGGUUAGAGGAGUGUGACCAUGAAGGAUUUUAUAAACAUGAUUACAGUCACAUUGAGGACGUUGGUAAGAUCUGCGACACAGGUGAGAACGAGCUCUUCCUAUCUGUUGGUUUCCUGUAUGCCAUGUUUUUCUAGCUAUGCUGAGAGAAACAAAAGGAGUAAAAGAGAUAUUAAUUAAACUAAAAUUAACAAUUUGAGAUGUAUAAGGACGCUUUAUUUACCUACAAAAAUAUAUAAAUGCAACAUGCAUUUUCAUAGCAUUAAACCGGUUAGUUUUCAUUAAAAUAUAUUUAGGACUUCAGACAAGAGUACACAUGAGGAUUAAUAUUUUUGCGAUAUAUUAUUAUCUCGAUAAAUUGUUUUCUAAGUUUUGUGACUAAUGCCGUUUGUCUGUACAGGAUAAUGCUGAGAUCACACUCACAAGUAAUGUUUGAUUUAAUAACAAUGGACCAACCGCAUGCCUCGGUCUUCUUUCUCGCACCUGGAUCAUAUAAUGCAUGUGUUCUAGAAACUCAUCAUCUUCAGGGGCAGGCAGUCUUUCUUUAGGGGACAUCUUUUCUUGAAUCAGAAGAAAACAGACAACUAACACAGCCGUACCGCACCCACCGCACGACACAGCUCAGCAGCUUUCCACAGAAAACACGUUCGACUGCGUUUGAUGGACACCCAUGGCAUCAGACGAGACAGAGGUCGUGUAGAGAUGGAGGUUGGAGGUCAGUGGAGUUCACUGUGUAUGUAUCCUAACACUGCUCCUGUCAUCUGUAGACAGCUCGGCUUCCCGUAUGCUGCAAUGUUGACAAAUGCAUCAACACCGGCGAGCAGUUUAUUUGGACACAGAGAGCUCCUUGCAAACGAGGUUGCGUUCUAUUGUCUCGGGUAUGAAGCUAAACUCUUCGACUGCGAGCAGGAGGUAUGGUACGGAUACUGUACAACGAACUACAUCAUCACUUGUAGCGGCUCUCCUUAUCUUCGAAUUCUGUAUGACAAACACCUUUAUCCACCACUGGAGGGAACGAACCUAACACUAGAGUGUGAGAGCCUGCAGUCUGGUCAGUCAAAUGUUACCUUCAGGUGGUAUAGGUAUUCCAGACAUUUUAGAAAGUACCUAAUCUUUGACAAGGUGACCAGACAACAUCAAGGUCUCAAAGUGAGAUGCAUGGCUGACUAUGUCUACGAUGGACUCACUUACCGGGUAGUUAGUGACAUCCUGGUCAUGAAUGUUUGCUGUGCCCCUUCAAUAAAGUCCACUAACAGACCGCCGCCAGAGUUAUUACACAUUGCCGGUGAUGAAGGACAUCUCAGCAUUGAAAUGACAGCCUACCCCACCCCUCACCUGAAAAACAUGGCGUACCUCGGACAAGUCUUGAAUAAAAGUAUUAAAGGAAAAAACAUUGAAAACUUAGCUCAUGUCGACUGCAAUGACAGCCUCGUGUCACGUGCUUCAGUCACAUGCUCCAUCACCGUCUUCAACAUCUCACAAAUUGCUAAAGGUUUUUACAAGACAGUUUUUAGCAAUAGACUCGGGGACCUGCCUUUUAUAUUCACAGUCAACCGAAAUACCGCUCGCAGUGGAGAAAGAUCACGUGUCUUAUGGAUUGUGGGUAGUUCAUCCUUUGGUGGAGUAGUCACCGCUGCAGCAAUCUUCCUGGUCUGUCACUUGAAAAAUGACGUGGCCGAGAGAAAAUGAAAAUCAGGCGAAGGGAGUAAACAAACAGCAAACCAUACCAAAGUCCCAGUCUAAUAAAUCUUGAACUUAGCAAACAAAAAGAUCCAGGCCAGGAUCCAUGUUUGAAGAAACAAACCCACAGUUGUCAUAUGGUUAUGUCAUCUGGUACAGUUCAAGAAGAAAAAGCACAAUAUGCAUGUGUCAUAAUACAAAUUGAUCCAAUUGUUUCUUUCCUUUCACUGGAGGAAAUUCAUACUGCGUGCCUCUUGACCUCUUGGCAAGAAGCAAUAAAGAACUGAUGGCAUUACCAACAGACUGGUACAUAUAGGGUAGAUAGCAACACUGACAACAACAAAGUCAUGGUUAGCACCAGUUAUCAACAAAGAAGAGAUUUACAAGAACAGACAGCAUCUCGAAGUAAUGAACAUCCUUAACUAACUGGAAGUCGUCUUGUCCAAAGAUGACAGUUACAUGUCAGAAUUCAAGAUCAGAAUUGUAACAACUAAAAGUCCAAUGAAAACCACAUGCUGGAGAUGAUUAGGGACAGCAACACAAUCAGAUUUACUAUUAGGUAGUGUACUAAUCCUUGAUAGUUUCAAUCCUGUGUAUUCUAUGGGUAGGUAGACACCCAGGUGAACAGAAAAAAACUUAUUGCCAAACGUUAAAUGGACUAUCUGUGCCCUGCAGGACUUGCACACAGCAACACGGAAAAGUAUGCCUUAGCAAGUCUUAGACCACUACUUUAGGGCAGCAUUAAUUACUGAUACCAUAUUAAAUUGAUAUUUGUUCGAGCUUUAAUAUGUGUCUUCUUGUUUUCUGUAAAAAUGUGUUUUACUAAAAGCGAGAUAUUUUCUGUUGAAGGUGCUAGGGUCACAGGAGGUUACAUAAUAAGGAAGAAAAUAAUAUACUAUGAAGCAAGUUGCUGGUUUGAUAUUC